Molecule: messenger RNA, 162 nt
Organism: Emiliania huxleyi CCMP1516
Lineage: Eukaryota; Haptophyta; Isochrysidales; Noelaerhabdaceae
Exons: 2
Coding region: 1-162 (53 amino acids)
Source: RefSeq, a predicted model, not a curated record
AUGCGCCACGGGCAGCAGGAGGCCGCGCGCGCCGCAGACGGCCAGCAAGAGGACGAGCUUGGAGAGCAUGGGCCGUCGUACACAGUGCUGAGCUGCCACGUGCUGGCCUAUGUGCUGCCUGCGACGCGAGAGGCCGAGAGCUGCUCCGGCUCGUGUCCCUGA